AUGGCUUCGUCUAAUCCCGAGCAACAGACCCUUGUUUUCCAGACCGGGGAUGGCCAGGCCUUCAACGUGACUCUUCCGGAGCUCGAGGAGUUCGUCCAGUACAACAUCAAGUCCUGCAUCGACUAUGGGACCCAGUUAGGCGCAACAGCUGUGCUUUUUGUGAUUCUGAUCCUUUUGACUCGACGUGAUAAGCGUCGCUCGGCGAUCUUCAUUCUCAAUGGACUAGCACUGCUCUUCAACUUCCUUCGCUUGCUCUUCCAGUGCAUCCAUUUCACAACCGGGUUCGAGAGAAUCUACCCGUAUUUCUCAUUUGAUUAUUCCGGGGUUGAUACUGCAGCAUACGCAAUUUCAAUCGUUGCGACUGUCUUUGAAACCCUCGUUGUUGUGUGUUUCGAGAGUUCGCUGGUGUUCCAAGUCCAUGUGGUGUGCGCUACCUUGCGUCGUCGAUAUCGUCGGGUCCUAUUUGUACUUUCCAUACUGAUGGCCCUGUUAGCAGUCGGGUUCCGCAUGGCCUUCAUGGUCAUGAAUGACAUUGAGAUUAUCAACCUCUCGUCCUUCAGUGGAAUUCAGUGGCUGGAAAGCGCUUCAACGAUUGUCAUCACAAUCAGCAUCUGCUUCUUCUGCACCGUUUUCGUCACAAAGCUGGGCUUUGCAAUCCGACAGCGAACUCGGCUCGGGAUCCGAGACUUUGGUCCCAUGAAAGCUAUUUUCGUCUGUGGAUGUCAGACUCUCGUUGUUCCGACUAUAUUCACCAUCGUUCAAUACUUCACGGUCACUCCCGAAUUGUCAUCAAAUGUCCUUACUCUCGUUGCAAUCUCUCUUCCACUGUCGUCCAUCUGGGCUGGUGCCACUCUUGAAUCUCGCCGUGUUGAAUCGGUUCCUGCACGUCGCCAGAACCUCUGGCAAGCACUUGCCCUUAAUGGAGACAGCCUUCACCAGACCAAGCAAACUGUGACGCAAAUGACUGGCAGCACCGCCGCACAGACAUUGUGUUAUGUGGAUCCAAUUGGAUCCAAGCAAUCUCAUGACUCUGACAUCCCUCUCGGAAUCUCUGUGGAACAUGAUAUCUCCGUUAGUAGUGUUCAUCGAAAUGAUUCAUUUGUUUGA
Molecule: messenger RNA, 1107 nt
Organism: Penicillium pulvis
Lineage: Eukaryota; Fungi; Ascomycota; Eurotiomycetes; Eurotiales; Aspergillaceae
Gene: preB
Product: alpha-factor pheromone receptor STE2
Exons: 1
Coding region: 1-1107 (368 amino acids)
Biological process (GO): G protein-coupled receptor signaling pathway
Cellular component (GO): G protein-coupled receptor homodimeric complex; membrane
Molecular function (GO): mating-type factor pheromone receptor activity; pheromone binding
Source: RefSeq, a predicted model, not a curated record